This is a messenger RNA of Acanthochromis polyacanthus (spiny chromis), 865 nucleotides long. RefSeq names its product polysaccharide biosynthesis domain containing 1 (gene pbdc1). Gene Ontology annotation, cellular component: cytoplasm. The transcript is spliced from 6 exons. NCBI's taxonomy places the organism in Eukaryota, Metazoa, Chordata, Actinopteri, Pomacentridae. Bases 54 to 590 code for a protein of 178 amino acids. The record is from RefSeq and is a predicted model, not a curated record.
CACACCGCUGUAGUGAUACGUCUUACUUAUAGACGAUCUUUGUUGAGGGUAAAAUGGCUGAAGAGGCUUUGGCUGCUCUGGGCGUUGAAGGAGCGGCGGCGGCUGCUAACGCUCUCUCUCUUCCUGCUGAAGCGUACGGAAAUGAUCCGCGGCUGGAGGCGAUGUGGGCGAUGAAGGCGUACAACCACGCUGAGGUUUACUUCAACCUCAUCUCCUCCGUCGACCCGAAGUUCCUGAAACUGACAAAACUCGACGACAAAAUCUACUCGACCUUCAGAGAGUCUUUCGAAGAUCUGGACGUGAAGGUUCUGACGCACGACCAACUGAAGUCCGACACAGCCAAAGAGAGGUGGCGUCCGUUCUGCAACCAGUUCGAAGGCCUGGUGGAGGACUUCAACUUCGGCACUCUGCUGCGUCUGGACUGUGAGAAAGACUACGUGGAGGACAACACCGUCUUCGCCACCAGAAUCCAGUUCUUCGCCAUCGAGAUCGCCAGAAACAGAGAAGGACUCAACAACACGGUGUACAUGUCCAACCGAUCCAAGAGCUCGUCUCCACAGAAACCAGCCAGGACCACUAAGAACUGCUGAGGAACCAUCUGAGAACCAGUGAGGAACCAUCCAGCAUCACAAGAGUCUCCUGAGGGUUUAACUCUGUAGAAAACGUUUUGGAGCUUCCAUCGGUGUUUGUGUCGGUUCUUCCCUGAAGCUCAGAACCUUGUUUGGACUCUUCAUGCCGCCUUUGCUUCUUUUUUAUUUACUGUAAAGUUUUAUGGUGCCAAUCGUCAGCGCUCGUUUGUUUUCUGACGUUGCAUUUGUUCGUCUGUAAUGAGGAAACUAAUAAAAGACAAAAGUUUAAGACUGAA